CUUGUCACGCCUGAUUUCACUACAGUCAACUAAUUGGUGGCCGAGUGUUUGCUCGAGUACUGCGAUACGCUGUUUGCCUUGCUGCAGUCUUUUACAGUUUCUCCUACAAGUUUGAAAGAAAUAAGCUGCGAUACGGUAUGGAUGCGAGGAAACCUGUUCGGUAUGGGGGUGUGAUUUAUGUAAACGAGGAAAAAUUGGGAAAAUAUAAAAAAUUACAUAGCGCAGUAUGGCCUGCAGUUUUGGACCGACUAGCAAAAAGCAACAUACGAAAUUUUACGAUCUACUUCUGCAAAGAACUCGGUGUUUUGUUUUCGCACAUGGAAUAUAUUGGCGAUGACAUUGAGAAAGAUAAAGCUGCCAUAGCAGCUGACCCGACAACUAAAGAGUGGUGGAAGGUUUGUGAACCAUGUCAGAAGCCUCUACAAUGGGAUGGGCCACCGCCGUCACAAGGGGGAACUGGAGGCGACUGGUGGGCGCCACUGGAGGAGGUCUUCCACGACAACCACACUCCAACGUCGUACACCUGAUUCUGCAUAGCUUAAAUGCGGCUUCUUACGAAGACUUUAAUAUAUUGUAUUCAAAUCAUCGAGACGCCAUAUGCAAUUGUAUUUUUCUGAUCCAUUCUCCUAUUAAUGAAUGUUAUACAAUACUGCUACAUACUUUCAAUGAUAACAAAUAAAUUUCGCAAAUUCA
Messenger RNA from Styela clava, 693 nucleotides. RefSeq names its product L-rhamnose mutarotase-like. The record is from RefSeq and is a predicted model, not a curated record. Gene Ontology annotation, molecular function: racemase and epimerase activity, acting on carbohydrates and derivatives. Lineage: Eukaryota; Metazoa; Chordata; Ascidiacea; Stolidobranchia; Styelidae.